Molecule: messenger RNA, 1115 nt
Organism: Rhizopus microsporus ATCC 52813
Lineage: Eukaryota; Fungi; Mucoromycota; Mucoromycetes; Mucorales; Rhizopodaceae
Exons: 5
Coding region: 226-1008 (260 amino acids)
Biological process (GO): mRNA splicing, via spliceosome
Cellular component (GO): spliceosomal complex
Source: RefSeq, a predicted model, not a curated record
UAUACAAGGAAAUAUGAUUUAUGCUUAAUGUAUAAGUUUAUAAAUAUGUGUGUGUGAAUAUUGUAAGUUGCAAGGUUUGAACCUUUAGUCAACAUGUUCUUUUUUUUUAUUUGUCAAGUUCAGCAAUUUGAUUGGUUAAUUCAUGUUCUAAGCACUGUCCUUUUUUUUCUUCUGGUUCUCUUUCGAAAUUGUUAAAAGGAAGAGUAAGAUUUUAUAGACAUAAACAUGGAUAUUAUUAAGAAACAAAAGAACUAUAGAAAGAAGAAGAUUGAUGAAGACAGUCAAAUCGAGGUAAAAGCAGUAGAAACUAACACUGAUGACGUGAGUGCUACUAUUGAAGAGUUCCAUGAAAUACGCAAGCUACGUCGUAAACAAGCUGGGAUUGAUGCAGAAAAAUUAUCAAAAGGACUUGAGAAAAAGAUUAGAAAGAAAAAGCAGCAAGAAGGAUGGAAUGUUACAGCUGAACCCAAAUCAAAACUAGAAGAUGAUGAGUUUAGCACAAGUAAAAAACUAAAACUUGACUCAUUUACAACACAAACAAAUACACUUGAUGUUGAUAAACACAUGAUGGAGUAUAUAGAGACUGAAAUGAAAAAAAGAAGAGGAUAUACACCAGAAGACGAUGAAGAAGAUGAUGAUGAAAAGAAAAAGGGAUUUCAUGAUAUUUAUGAGGAAUUAUAUCGUAUUCCAGAUCGACUAAAAGGUGAACAAAAGGUGACAGAAAGUGAGGGCAAUGUACAACUGUCUUCUCAAAUGCUAACUGCUAUCCCUGAAGUGGACCUCGGCAUUGAUACCCGCUUACAGAAUAUUGAAGAGACUGAAAAGGCAAAACGUAGGCUAAUUGAUGAAACUCAAAAAUUAGAACAAGAAAAGAAGGACGAAGAACCUUUUGUUCCUGCUAACUUUGAAAAGCAGAUACAUCAUGAGUUUAGACCUAGACUAAAUCAAAGAUUAAUGGCAACAGACGAGCAAGCAGUUGCCAGAUUCAAGAAGAGAAUGAGAAAAUAGUCUUUUAAUAAUAAACUACUGUUUUUUAUUCUUUUUGUGAUAAUCUACACUCAAUGUGUCGUGACUUGCAGCCUAUUGAACUUGACAUGCCUAUACUUUUUUUUUUC